Messenger RNA from Tyto alba (common barn owl), 604 nucleotides. RefSeq names its product heat shock factor binding protein 1 like 1 (gene HSBP1L1). Gene Ontology annotation, cellular component: cytosol; nucleus. Gene Ontology annotation, molecular function: transcription corepressor activity. The record is from RefSeq and is a predicted model, not a curated record. Bases 25 to 243 code for a protein of 72 amino acids. Gene Ontology annotation, biological process: cellular heat acclimation. Lineage: Eukaryota; Metazoa; Chordata; Aves; Strigiformes; Tytonidae. The transcript is spliced from 4 exons.
GGCGGCGGUUCGGGGCCGGAGCCGAUGGCGGCGGCCGCCCCGCCGGGCGCCGGGGACCUCUGGCAGCUGGCGGAAAAUCUGCUGUGUCAGCUGCAGGAGAAUUUUCAAGCUCUGAGUGAAAAGAUAACGCUGAGAAUGGAAGAAAUGGGCGAGCGCAUUGAUGACCUUGAGAAGCAUGUUGCUGACCUGAUGACAGAGGCUGGGAUAGGAAACACCAACGAAGAGUUGAGAGUAAACACUUAAAUGAGGAUGCGAUCAAGAAAGAUAAAGGGAGAACAGCACCACACUGAAUCUGAGAGUUUACAACCAGCGCCACUAGCCACAAAAAACAUCAGUAAAAACAAAUGUACUUGCAUCGUGUCACGAUACAGUAUUUUUUGUUUCUUUAUUGCCCCAGGAAAAAAGCAGAAAGCUGGGUUUAUUCAUCUAAAUGGGAUGCUGUAUUUCCUGUAAUGGGGAAAAGACCUAGUAGUUUCAGGGAAGGCAAAAGCCCAAUUUUGGAUGGAAAACUAUAUCCUAUAUAGUGAACGUAUCCAGUCAUAAGCUUCAUCAAUGUAUGCAAAUAUAUUUCACUUAUUUUAAUAAUAUUAAAAUUUCCAUCUUA